AUGGGUUGUUCUGUUAACCAUAUUUAAAUUAAUGAAAGCUAAUCUAAUUCAGAUAUUUCUUAAGAUUUAUAAGAAGUUGAAAUUUCCAUACUUUCUAUUCAUGAAGGAAUAUAAUGCUUAAAGAUUAAUAUUGAACACCAAAAAUAAAAUUAUCCAGAUGAUAUUAUAAAGAAUGAAAUCUAAGAAUAAAUUAAGUUAAAUUAGAGUUCUUAAGAAUCAGGUGUUUAAUCAGAUUCUCCAUCAAAGAAAUCAUGUUUAAAAUAAUUAAGUGGCAGUAGUUUAUCACUCUCAAAAUAUGCAACUUAAAAAAAAGUUUAGUUUAGUGUUAUUUAGUCAAAGUUUUCAUAAUAAAAGAAAUAAAAAAAACGAAAAAGAAGACCUAUUAAUCGUCCAGAAAAAUAAAUUAAUUUAGAUGAUAUAUUUUGA
Paramecium pentaurelia is the source of this 426-nucleotide messenger RNA. The record is from the annotation of a GenBank genome assembly. Lineage: Eukaryota; Ciliophora; Oligohymenophorea; Peniculida; Parameciidae.